Messenger RNA from Pneumocystis murina B123, 1644 nucleotides. Its product is annotated as HMG-box protein STE11. Bases 1 to 1644 code for a protein of 547 amino acids. The record is from RefSeq and is a predicted model, not a curated record. Gene Ontology annotation, biological process: regulation of transcription by RNA polymerase II. The transcript has a single exon. NCBI's taxonomy places the organism in Eukaryota, Fungi, Ascomycota, Pneumocystomycetes, Pneumocystales, Pneumocystaceae. Gene Ontology annotation, molecular function: RNA polymerase II cis-regulatory region sequence-specific DNA binding; DNA-binding transcription factor activity, RNA polymerase II-specific. Gene Ontology annotation, cellular component: nucleus.
AUGCUGGGAAAAAAUAUUGAAAGUGAUUGGCUUGGUUAUUGGGGAAAAGAUCAUUCUAUGGCAUUAAAUACAUUUUCGAAGAUGUCUAUUGAAAAAGAAGGGGUUUUAAAUCAAAAAGAUUUUUUUAUGCCGUUUGAUGGUCUUGCAGAGGAGUUAAUGGAACAUAAUACGGAGAUACCGGAAGUUCUAGGGCAAGAUAUGCUAAAUGAUCGAAUAAAUAGUGUUAAAGAGUCUCAAGAAAUUACAUAUGAGGAGCCUCAAUCGUCAUUUUAUAGAUUGAUGCCGGGGUUGAAUAUAGAUUUAUCAGUACCGACGUUUCCAGUCUCUAGUGAGCUACCUGUACGAUUAUCGUCACCUAUUCAAUUAAAUUUAUCAACAUCGAUGCCAAAUCCAACAAUUGAACAGCUUCAUUCGAAAAAAAAGAAUUACGUUUCGCAAAAUACGGUGAACAUGGUAGGUUCUCUAUCAGGAUCACCGCCGACUGAUUGUUAUUCUCAUGGAGAAAAUUCGAAUGCGCGCAGAUCACUUACGACAAGAGCGUUGUCAUUAAGUCCAGUUUCUUCAGAUACAGCAGCAAAGAAAAAGUCGCCAUCAAGAUCGGGAAGUUCUAGCUCUGGUAUUAAGCGUCCUUUGAAUUCAUUUAUGCUUUAUCGACGAGAUAAGCAAAGUAGUAUUCCUACAAAUAACCACCAAUCCAUAUCUAGGAUUAUUGGCGAAAUGUGGAAGCGAGAGACAAUUGAAGAAAAGGAAAGAUAUGCAGAAAUGGCUCAAAGAGAGCGAGAAAGACAUGCAAAAGAAUAUCCUGAUUAUAAGUUCCUGCCAAGGAAGAAAAAAGACAAGAAUACGAGUGGGAAAUCCCCACGUAGGCGAAAGACGUUUGAUCCGGCUCUUGAGCAAGACGAAUCUAAUAUUUUACGAAUGAUGCUAAAUCAAAUUUCGCAUAAAAAGUCCCAAUCCGAGGCAGAGAAAUUUAAAUUAGAUCAAUAUUCGUGGUUAUUAAGUGACGAAGAUAAUCAUGAGUUACAAAAAAGAACAUUUGACAUAGCAUGUCAAACAAAUACAAAUACGAAUCAUUCUCAAACAGGUUUAGUACAUGCAAGUCAGCAUUCGGAGAUAUCGUUUAUGCCUAAUAUCUAUACAACCCCGAAUUCUGUACCUUUACCUAUUUUUCCUAUUAAAAAUAAAAUCGAAAAAAUUGAUACAAAUAAUUCACUGGAUGGGUAUCUUCAUACAUUUGAUAAUCUUGGUGAUUAUGAAUUUCGUUCACUUAUGAAUAAUUAUAGUACUCCUUCCGUUAAUGAUUCUCGAUUAAGCACAUCAUUUAACAAAAGUUGUACUGAAUCUCCUCAAAGUAUCACUAUAUACGAUGAUAUAAAAAAUCUGGACAUUUUUUCAGAAAAAAAAGAAACUCCCAAUGUUUCCUUGAUUCCCACUUAUGAUUCGGCUAUAUUUCAAGAUGAUACUGGACAUGGAUAUGAUAAUUUUGUUGGUAUAUGGGAUGAUGCAGUAGAAUUUUCCUCUUUUUCUUUUCUUCCUUUUGAUAAUCAUAGAGUUUUAGGUCAUUCGUCCUUUGAACUCCUUAAUUCCGGUUUAGUCAGUCCUUUAAAUACCUCUAAAUUGGGUGAUAAGUGUAGGAAAUAUUAG